This is a messenger RNA of Lates calcarifer (barramundi perch), 8835 nucleotides long. It is a transcript of the gene kif26bb, whose product is annotated as kinesin family member 26Bb. Gene Ontology annotation, molecular function: microtubule binding; microtubule motor activity; ATP binding. The record is from RefSeq and is a predicted model, not a curated record. The transcript has 16 exons. Gene Ontology annotation, biological process: microtubule-based movement. The coding region runs from base 359 to 6451 and encodes 2030 amino acids. NCBI's taxonomy places the organism in Eukaryota, Metazoa, Chordata, Actinopteri, Centropomidae.
GAUUAUAAAUGAUAAAUAUCAAGUGAAAUCCCAUUAACAACUAACAAAUAAUAAACUGAGCAGCAGCCUGUUCAGUUAGUUCAGUUUGUAGACUUGCUCCUUACCGCCUCCCUGAGGAGGUUCUAAUAAAUAGCCAAGGAAAUUCAUGAAGUGUCCUUCAGUGCGCUCACUGCUUCUCCACUGUGCCACGGUCAUCCCUCUCUGAGACUGUCUCCAGCCUCUUUAGUUUGUUCUAUUUUUCAUUGAAGCCUACCAUGAGUGAGAUAUUUUUUCUUUACAUCCAUGGAGCGUUGGCAAAAUCAAAUAAAAGUGCACCCUGCCUUUGUUCGGAAAUCUUUUUAAAUAUUAACAAGUUGUCAUGUCAUCUCUGACUGGAAGAGGAGGGAGAUUUACUGCCUCGGACAGAGGAGCUCACUGGAGCUCAGAAGUGCAGCAUCACUCUGAGCCCGUCGGCUUUUCUGCAAGUGUUAAAGAGAAAGACUGCCAGCCCAAGGAGCGCCCUACUCCUGAGGGUGCCGGAGGCUCCAGGGGCGACCCACAUCGGAAUAUGUGCCAGAGAGCAGACGCUGUCCCCUCCUAUAGGUCCCUCCCUGGAUCCGUCGGAGACCGCAUCAGGAGUACUAUGUCUUUUGCCAGUGGGACCAUAUGUAGAGGCUCUAUGUCAGCGAGUCCAGGCUUUGGGAGGUCUGAUAGGAAAGUUGCGUGUUGUGAGAAGUGCUCAGCGACCCUUGUUGCUCUGAAGAAACAAGCUCUGAGCCUGGCUGUUCACCAUCACUUCUCCUGCAAGGACUCAAGUGACCUGUCAGCAUUUCUCAAUGACAACCUUCGUGUCCAUAGUCGGUCCACCACUGAAUCCAGGGACAGAGAGAGGGAGCAGGGCCAGUGUGCAGCCUGUGGUACAAACCUGAACCAGCUCAAACGAGAAGCCAUCCACCUGGCUCUGAGCAGGGGUCAGUCAUUAGCUAAGCCUCCCUUUGAACCCAGCCUCAGCGCUGGCACACUGCUGGGACAAAGCGAGACAAAGCAUGGGGACGGGGCUUCAAGGGAAGCUGCCAUGGCUGCCCAUCAACCAUACAGUCGAAGCCACAGUCCUCACAGCGCGCCACAGAGCCCCAGGACACCUCAGAGGACGCCUCAGAGGACCCCUCAAACUCUCAGACGGAGGGGGCCCAAGCCCCACCACGAUACGGACCGUUGGGUGGAGGAGCAGAAGCAGCUGGUCGCUUCUAAAUCUGUGUCCAAUGCUGAUGGUGUCACCAUCUACCCUUACCAUCAGACUUCAGAUGAUGCAACACUGGGCUGUGGUGGUGACGGGACUGUACAGACAAGCUCAAAGAUCCCUCAUAUCUCCAGAGUGGUGACCAUCGCCAACACUGCUGCUAUGUCCUUUUUGGCCAGGGCAGCCGAGAAGCUCAACCUGACAUCGAGGAAAAAAGGCCAGGCGUCUGAUCCAGCUCCUGCUCAUCUCUCCACCUGCUUCAGGGAGAUCAUCCAGAAAAACCCGCCGCCUGUCCCCUCCUGCCUGCUCCAAGCUGCCACCAGAACCAAAGACUCACCCAAUGUUGGCAAGGUCAAAGUGGUGCUGAGGGUAAGCCCAACACUGUCAGGGAGCCAAGGCCAACCACCUGUUCUCCAGAUUGACCCAUCCAAGAAAAGAGUAAUCGUAAUGGAACCAGUCAGCAGAAGCCACCCAUCCACCACAAUGCUACUAGGCAGAGAUGGCAGAAACCUUCUAAAGACGUUCAACUUCGAUGCUGCCUAUCCUCAAGAGUCAAGCCAGGCUGAGGUGGGCGCAGGCGUCUUGGCUGAUGUCAUCCGCUGUGUGCUCAGUGGCAGCGAUGGAUGUGUGCUGGGUUUGGGAUGUGCUGAUGUGGGCUCCUGGUCCAGUAUGGUGGGGAGUGAGGAGGGCAUCCAGAAGCUCGGGCUGAUUCCCUGUGCCAUCUCCUGGCUGUACAGUGCCAUCGAGCGGCGGAGAGAGAAAACCUGGACUGAUCUUACUGUAUCAGUGUCUGCUAUUGAGCUCUGCUGUGGAGAGGAGGACACACUGAGAGAUCUACUGGGGGAGGUGGUCCCCUCAUCAGGCAGUAUCCAGGACAGCCCGAGAGCCCGUGUUAGACUCCAAGAGGAUCCUGUCUACGGGAUACAGCUACGUAACCACAACCGGGUGAAGGCCCCCACAGCUGAGCGUGCUGCCUCCCUCCUGGAUGCAGCCAUUGCAGCACGUCGGCACAGUGACUUUGUUACAUACUUAUCCCACAGCUCCAUAAUGUUCUUCACUCUCCACGUUCAGCCUCCUCGUACAGAAAGCAGCACCAUUGGCAAAGGUUCACGUGGCCCCACUAAGUUGACCAUGAUAGAUGUGUGUAGCGGUAUGAUGGGUAAAACCAAAAAUAAACCUCCUCAUUCUGAACUGGGCCCUGUGGUCUUGUCUCUACUAAGUGGACAUAAAACAACCCCCAACAAGGGUAGUAAGCUGACUAUGCUUCUUCGAGAAUCCUUGGGUCAUAUAAAUUGCCACAUCGCAGUGGUUGCUGAAGUUGCUGAUUCACUGGCACACCUUCAAGAGACCUUAUCCACCAUCCAGCUAGCUUCUCGCAUACGCAGGACACAGAAAAGGACAAAGCAAUCCACCUCAUGCUCUCCGUGUGGGAGGAGUUUAACCAGAGAAAAGAAAGGGCCUCAGUCUUUGUCCCUGCGGGCGUUCCACUCCACAGAUGAAGUAGAUGUCAACACCAAUCCUUUCCGUCUUCGUGGUGAACUAGAUGAGCACUCCAGUAGUGACCAGUCCUGUGACACAGUUAUCCAAAUAGACUCAGAUGGCUUCAUCCAGUCUAAGGCAGUCCCAAGGCUGACACAACCCGAAUUUGUGCCCAUCAUACCUUCUUUGCAUCCAAACAAGGCUGACUUGGAUGACCCAGAGUUUACUGCUCUCCUCCAAGAGCUUCUGAGAAUUCCUCAGCUGCAAGGAGAGAAGAAGAAUGAAGAAACUGUCCACGGGCAUACUGAAAUGCUGAAAGCAGACAUGAAGCCACCAGAAAGAGACUGUCUUAAAUGUGAAACAUUUGCUGAACUUCAAGAGCGUUUGGGCUGUAUUGAUGGAAGUGAGAUAACAAUGGAUAUGCUCAAGUCUUCCUUAAAAGGCCCUCCUGUUAGCAAUGUCACAACCAAAUCACAAACCCAGAAAGAAGCAGGGAAGCAGACAGACACCAAAUCAUCAGAAGCACCACACACUUUAUUAAAUAAGGGGUUAGGCUGCAAUCAGGCCUCUGCUGGAGAAAAGCAGAUGGAUGGUGCCUUCCCUGAAGAGAGUUUUCAGAGAGAGGAUUCAGGUCUGUAUGACUGUGAGGAAUGCAGUGCAACAAGUUCCAGUGAGGAACUCCUGAAUCAAACUCUCAGUCUGAACAUGACCUGUCGCACAGAGAUUCCAAACAAUGGAACUCUGAAGUCAGGAGAUAAGUGCCCUCUUCAGGACUUUGAUGUGGAUGCUCAGGGCACUGCAGUCACCAGUUCCCUUGCACUUCAGCCUUCAGGAAAACAGGAGAGUCCUGAAGCUGCUGACUGGUUCAAACCAGACAAAAGGACCUCACCAGUUGGCAAGAGCUCCCCUAUAUCUCCUUCCUCCUCCUGCUCCUCCUCAUACUCCCCAGCUACAAGUGUUAUACAUGGGGAUGUCUUACCUAGUCACUCCACAGAGGACAUAAAGGAAAUGAAGGCCACCAUCACAGUGACUGUACAACAGCCAUUGGACCUAAAAGGUCAAGAUGAACUUGUUUUCUCUAUGGUAGAGGAGGUGACCAUCAGUGGAGCAUUGAAUAGAGCGAGGACAGGUGGAAACAUUAUUUGUAUCAGAGACUCUGCCCAAUCACAGGCAAAUGCUCAAGGCUCUGCCAGCACUCAACCAAUCAGGAUAAUCAGCAAUGUCAGCGAAGAAUCUGCAGUUGCAGGUUCUUCUAAUAAAACCAGAAGUUCUGUUGUUCAGCCUGUAGCCACAGAGGAUAGUACUGAAAAGCCUCAGUAUCGAUUCAGAAGGGAAAAAGGGUUCUUACCUUCAUUUAUUAAUCCCAUGCUGAUUAAUACAGAUGUGGAUUGCGAUUUGGAUAGUGGCAAAGAAAAAGACAUUUCUCAUGACACUUUUACAGAAGUCAAGUCAGGGGCUGAGCUCAAAGUAAAUAAUGCCAAAUUUCCAGAAGAUAGAAAGACUCUUGAGAAGAAGAGUGGACCUUUUGUCUCUGAGACACCUGUCAAAGUAUCUGACAAGGAAUGUGACUCCUCUUUUAGCCAAAUUUCUUAUGACCCAAUGGUCUUGGAAGAUUCAGCUUUCUGCAAUGAAACUACUGAGAACAAAAUGCGUGGAAAGGGACUACGAAAUAGAGACAAGGGACACCCUAGAGACAGGGAACAUGUUUAUUCCACUAACACUCAAAGGGGCUCAGAGGGGAGAGAAAUCACCUGCAAACAUGUUGGGAAUGCCCCCAGGAGAAUUGGUUGCCAAGAAACCACCUCUGCUUCCUUUAAAACAGGUAGUUUGCCAAGAGGCUGGCAAAAUGCCAACCACCAGGACAGCUACCAUUGUGGUCACAUGGCAGACGACCAUAGAGACCCAAGGGGGGUGACAUCAUCUACUCCAUGUAGCCCAGGGGUAACUCUGGAGAGGAGGCAGGGCAGACAGCACUCCCCAUCGAACCAUAGCCUCUACGUCUCUUCUCCUCGGAAAUACGAGUACAAACAGGAAGCUAGUAGUGCUCCCAGAAAGGGUGUUGGAUCUUUGUUUGAGACUUCAAGUCUAAGAAUGAAACAUGAUGACAUGAGUGGGAGGCUGAUGUCACCCAUUGAGGACAGCGGUAGGCUUUUCAAUGCCAAAUUGGAGCAGCUGGCUAGCAGGACAAAUUCCCUUGGGAGAACCCCACGCAACUUCCCAGCUCUGAAUAGAGGCAGUAGCAAUACCUCUGUGAGCUCUAAGGGGAGCUCCAAGGGAAGUACUGAAGGUGCUUGUAAGGGAGGUUAUAAAGGAAAUAACGAGGGACACUGUACCUUACCAAGGGCUAGCAGGAGCCCCAGGAAGAAUCCUCGGUCUGAUCAGAGUCAUCACUUCUUCCCUGAAAACCCUGUAACUCAAUCUGCCAAGCAUACCCAUCACAAGCUCUCUGCUGUUGGGAAACUUAAGAUGGCUACUCCCAAAGUCCGUCGACUGUCUGCCCCCAGCAUCAAGAAUCUCAAUCUCUCACACAGAAGCCUGCGGCAGUCCAUCAACCGCAGUGCCAGUCUUUCCCCAGACAGUAAAACUGUUAGCUUUGAGCGGACAUCCUCCUUUCUCUCCUCUUCCCCUCCACGGUCUUUUCACUCCAUCAGUCGGACUCCGAGCCAGAGCUCCACAAGCUCAUCCACAAAAUCUGCCAUCCAGGGGUUUGUCAAUGGCCGGAUUUCAGACUUCCUAAAGGAAAGGGCCUCCAGCCCAACUUCAGGGGUUGUAGACCAAAUGACCUCUCUUCCCUCGCCAUACAGUAGGGUGACUGCUCCCCGCAUACCGGAUCAUCAGAGUGGGCACGCAAGUGACACUACCAGCGUGUUGAGUGGUGAUUUACCACCUGCUAUGGGGAAGACGUCCCUGUAUUUCUCCAACAGGAACAGUAUGGUCAGCAGUGGAUAUGACAGCAUGGUGAGAGACAGUGAAGCCACAGGCAGCAGCACCUCAAACAGAGAUUCUGUCAGUGACAGGAGUGGCUCUCUCCUCAGUCUGGCACACAGCUGCCGAUCAUCUCGGAGAAAAGGCAGCACAGAAUUUGCAAAUCCAGUCAAUCCAGCAAGACUUCCUGAAAUCGUGUCUCCUGUCUUGACUUUGAUGAAUAAUAUGGUAGUCCUGGCAAGCUGCAUUUGCCCUCAGGCAAACUGUUCCAGAAGUGCACAUGGCCCUGGUACUCACCCGCGUCGUCCUUCCCAUGAUACAACCCUGUCCCUGAGACGCUCGACUAGUGGUCUGCGGUCUCGCUGGGUGGAUCGGGGAAUCCCAGAGGCCUACGAGAUCAAGGUCUAUGAGAUCGACAAUGUGCAGAGGAUGCAGAAAAGAGCAGGUGCUGGCAAACAGGGACCUGCAUCCUUCAGCGCCAAGCUGAAGUUUCUGGAGCAUCGUCAGCAGAGGAUCUCGGAGGUCCGAGCCAAAUACAACAACCUGAGGAGAGAGCUGGAGCAGGCCAAACACAACCUCAUGCUGGAGCCUGCCAAGUGGAACCAAGAGUUCGACCUGUGGCAGACAUUCGAGGUGGAUUCCCUGGAGCAUCUGGAGGCCCUUGAGAUGGUGACGGCUCGGCUGGAGAACAGAGUCAGUCGCUGCAAGGCUAACGUCAUGAUGGUCACCUGCUUUGAUGCCACCGCCAGGAGACGGCAUAAGAAGAGACGGCGACGGCACCAGAGCAGAGAGCCUUCAAGGAGAUUGGAAUUGAACAGUGAGAAUUGAGGCAUGUUUAGAUGAGGCAUCUCUUUUCCUGAGUCUUUUAUGUUUUAUCAGUUACACCUGACUACCUGUCCAACACUGAGCUAUUUCUCCCACACACUUUAACUUAACACACACUUGUGUUCUCAACUACUCUGUUACCUCUGAUACUUUUAAAUGAACUAAGUGCUACAGAUUGGAGUCUUGUACAAUUAUAUUUCUUUUUAUACCCUUACCUGUCUUCACAGGGAGGUCAAAGGUCAGAGAUAGAGCUACAUCUAUCUAUCUAUCGUACACCUGGCAGGAACUCUUAAAAAGGACUGAUUCUUGUACAAAACAAUUUGUAACCAGUCACUUUUUAGACUUUGUUGCACAUCAGACAGCUUAAAAAAUCUAUUUGUCCUCAAAAGUAGCAGUUUUUAUACAGUAUAAUCAAAGCUAUCAGUUCAACUCAACCUUUCCUCCCCUUGUAAAGAAUCUGCUAAGUAUUAAAAACAUCAAAAUCUUGCUUUAAAGUGAUAAAUCAUGAGACUUGUCUUGGUCCAGGGAUCUUGAUCUUGCUCUUGGUCCCUUUGGGUUUAAUACUAUGCAGACAAUACACUUAAUAUUAGAUACAACUACUAUAGAUGCUUAUGCAUGUCUGUGCAGGCUUAUGCUGGUCAUUAAAGGUGCUAUAUUUAAAUUUUUGCUAAAGGUGCAUAGCCAAUAUUAGUGUAAAGAACCAUUUAGUUACCAAGAGCUUCAGCCGUUGUUGAGUUAAUAAAACAAGAGCUUAGAAUACCACCUCUUGGAGGCACCACCUCGUUAUCCUCUCAUGUUGGACUGAGGCAGGACUGAACAUUACAGUGACUCAAUAUCGUAAAGUGGUAUUACAAGAUGGGACAGGGCUAGCUGGUUAGCAUGCUGACUUCAAAAGAAGGAAAGAAGUAAUAGACAUAGAAGGAAAACAAGAGUUAACGUGCGUUUCUUUCCACUGCUGGAGACAGCUCUUGGCAAGUAAAGGAAUGAAGUUUGAUGCUGAACUCCCUUUUCCUCUAGACUGGUAAGUAAACAGCUAUUAAUGCUAACACUGGCUACGUAAUGAUAGCAAAAACUUACAUAUAGAACCUUUAAGGCCCCAGAAUUAAGCACAUUUACAAAUUUUGUUCCAAUCUAAUUUUCCUCUGUUAAAGCAAUUUCUGGGAAAUUUGAUGCAUACAUGUACCUCAGUGUCCUCAUAACAUGCAUCUCAAGUAGACACUAUCGCUCACUGACAAAGGGAGUAAAAGCAGACAUUGUGCAUUUUUAAAAUUAGAGCACAGUUCACUGCAAACAUUUUACUGUGAUCAUUGUGUUCUUUUAAAUACAUAUGUUGAAAUUUCUACUGAUUUAAUGGUUAAAUUGGGUAACUGAAACCACAAUUUUAAUAAGCCAACAUACAAAAUUGUAUGUGCUGUUCAAACACUAAUUUCUGUUUUGUAGCAAAACUUAAACUGUGUCAGACUAAUGAAAUUUUUAGUCUGCCUUAAAAGUUGUUUUUGUCCUGAAGUUUGGUGUUCACAGUUAUUUUCCAAAUAACUGUUCAAAAGAGAAAGCCAUGCUAGCCUGACGCUAUUUUGUAUAUAGAUUUUGGUGCUGAAUACAAUAAUGAAAAUAAAACUGUAUUUCAAAUCUUUUGAAACUAAUGUAAAAAUUGCUUCUAAAAUUAAAAGGAUGCUGGGUUGAGGUGAGUAUUAGCAGGAAACAGCAGUUUCUCUUUAAGUUGUGGAAACAGUAACUGAGCUGUCUGAAAAUAUGAGCGAAGGACUGAAGGAUGAGGUUCAAGUUCCUUGAGGUAAUUGUCAACAGACACACCAUUGUGAAUUUUUUUCCCUGUCUUCAGAGGAUGGGUGGUCCGAUGAUCAAUAACUGGCUGCUAAAACACAUUACUAAAUGAUUGGGGGCAGAAUAAAAAAUGUAGUUUCUGCUCUCAGUCUAAUGGAAGAGUAAUUAAAUUAAAGGAAUAACGUCAUCGUGUCUAAAGAGCCACAUGGCUCUGAAGUCACUGAGCCAAUCAGAGAGGAUGCACUGAUGCAUAGUAAUCAAUAGACAAUGCUAGGUUGUUUUUUUGUUUUUUUUACCUAGAUUGAUGCAACAUACAGGGAAAAGACACAUACACUGGAUGUUUGUUUUGUGAAUCUAUUAAUCAGCAUGUAUUACGUCACUGUUAAUGGAUGACCACAGCUCUCACUUCUCUCCUGUGUCUGUACAUUGCAAACUGUGCGUCCUUCUGUUUUGCAAAAAUUAAAGUGGUUAUGAUUUUCCUGCUCAUGGUUCCAUCACAUGUUUGUCUGUAUGUAGUGAUCAGAGGGUGCAUUCAGAUUUUAUGUAAGCAUGUUUGUGUGAACUUGAGUGUGAGUGUGCAAAGAGAGAGAGUGAAAAUUCUCCUG